UGAUCCCCGUAGUGGCCCUAGCAAGUGUUUCCCCGAACAUGGCGGACCGUAUUCGUUCGAAUUUCCAUAGGACACAAUGAACGUGCGCCAAGUUCACCGCGGUGAUGCUGAUAACUGAGGACGUGUGGUGAUCGUGCGGCCCGGCCUACGAGGGUGCCCGGGGUGUCGUCGUGAUCGGCGCGGUAGCGCGCGUGUCGACGUGUCGCCGUUCGGAGCCCGUGAAGCUAGGCUUUUGCCGCCGUUGUCGCCGCGAGUGCGCCGAGAGCGAGAGCGAGCCGACCGUGGCGGGGCCCCCAUAGUUGUGUAAAUGGCUGACCAGAGUUGGAGAAUGAGGCCCGCACGUAGCAGCGCGUGAUUCCACGGCCAAGACGCUGAGGUACGACGAGCGCGCCCACAACCCGGGCCAUGCCGCGGCGCGCCGGGCCGGAUGAAAGUUUAUUUACGACGCGCAGCGACCAGCAGAACGCGCAGCUUCGUCCUUGUGUCCAGAAACAUCACCACCGUGUUCCGCGAGCACCGCCCCGGUACCAGAAGCCGAUCAUCCCGGGGUUGACGGUCUCUCUCUCCGUCUCUUUCUUUCUCUUCUCGUCCUUAUUUUCCGCCCUGUCUGCGCCGUCCUCGAUUGAUUGGGUUAACGCUAUUAGGCUCGUUUGUCGCGCAAGGAUCCAUGAGUCUUGCGAGAAUGAAUUUGUUGACAUUCCUCGAUUCGUCGAAUGAGGAUCUUGACGAUGCAUUCGUGAAUAUCGCAUCACGCGAUCGACUCCGGGCAGCAUCACGGCGCUCUCUCCUUCGACGGUGAGAGUGAAUGCGCCGGACUGUUUUUUAAUGAGAUGCCGAUCAUAUGGUCGCGAUCGUUUUCCUAGACCGCGACCGCGUUUCCGUGCGUCGACUCGCGUAACGUUUUUCACCGUGGCAGGUGGCGACGAACGGCAUGACGAUUUUCGAUUUAUCUCGCACUUUCCGAGACGAAGAAACUCGUUCAAAUGUUUCUUGAGCGUCGAUGGUGAUCAGAUGGUGAUGUCCUGGACUGAAUUAAACAGGGUAGAAAAUGUCAGAACCUGAGGAAAAUCUGGCAGCGCCCGAUAGCACCACAAGGGAACAGCGUGUUGGCUUUUCCCAUGGAGAUGAUGUUCUUCAACAUCAAGAUGGCAAAUUUUACCUUGGUACAAUUGUCGAGGUGGACUUGGCAAGGGAAAGAUGUCUUGUCAAUUUUAUGGACGGCACAUCUUCCUGGUCCUCGUUUAAAGAGUUGACAAAGUUAGCUAUGCCAGACUCGGAUGUUAUGUGUGUCCUUUGCAAAAUAUCUCAGCCUAAGACUGACGAUGACAUUAUUGUAUGCGACAAGUGUGGUCGUGGUUAUCAUCAAAUGUGUCAUGAGCCUCAAAUACCAAAACAAGAGCCAGGUGUAAAUACUCACUGGAUGUGCAAAAGAUGCACAGAUAGCAAGAUGCGUUUGCGUCAAUUUGGUGAGCCAAAAACUUCUAUGGUUAAAGCAAAUAUCAGAAAAGUUUGCAGCGGUAGGGACCAACCUCCACCACCACCAGAUGACAUGAAAAAGUUGCCAUAUGAUCCUGAUAUGUUAAGCUGGGAUGCACAUCACAGAGUGAAUGCCGAACAAAUUUAUUGUUAUUGUGGACUUAAUGGCGAAUGGUAUGCACAAAUGUUGCAAUGUGCUCGUUGUAAGCAAUGGUUUCACGAGAAGUGCAUCAGAUGCUUAACUCACCCCUUAUACAGUGGUGAUAGGUUUUAUGUGUUUGUUUGUUCAAUGUGCAAUUAUGGGAAGGAAUUUGUUCGACGUUUGGAAAUGAAGUGGGUAGAUCUGGUGCACCUGAUGUUGUACAAUCUGACUGUUUAUAAUGCAAAAAAGUAUUACGACUUGGACACUGUUAUUAUACCUUAUGCAAAUGAUAAUUGGCACACCUUGCAGCUUCCACCACGGAUUAGGGACGUUAGUGCUCAAGUACGCAGAGUAACAAUAUUGGCAAUGUUGACAAAUAAUAGAAACAGGUUCAAGUGCGGUAGGGAAAUAAAGAAGCGCACUACAAUAUGGGGCCUCCGUGUCAGACUGCCACCGCCGUGUCCGGUCGUUAAUCUUCCAGCAUCGGGUGAAAUCGAUGAUUCAGUCUUGCGUAGAUGUUGGGGUGCUAAUAAAAGACUGCAGUAUCUUCCUCCACAAACAGGAAAACUUGAUCAUUUCAGUCCUGUGAGUUUCCCGGAAAAUACAAAACAAUUGAUCGCAUUGAGGCAAAGAGUAGCUGAGAAUGUAGAAAUUCCUGUGAACCCUUCAGAUCUGGUCAUGCGAGGUACACUUUAUCAAAAUUCGGAAGCAGAACAGAGCUCGUGUCCAAGUCCAAGUCCACCCAGUCAGUCCACACAGUCUUUACGAGAAAGAUAUAGCGGCGGCGGUUUUGUAAAGAAAUCAUUCCCAUUUCCUAAGUUGAGUUUACAGAGAAGACGUCGUCUAAUGGUGUUAGGUAGUUCACGAGAAAGAAUGUUACGUAAACACAAGAAGAGGGAGAAGAGUGGAGAUAAUGCUAUGGGAAAAUCGCAGGGAGUUCGAGAAGCAAGAUACAGAAAAGCGAGAAAACUGCUGAAAAACGCCAUUGCCAAGAGCAAGUCGCGAAGUUCAGAAGCGUCCGAUUUGCCUCCCACGCCACCAACUUCCGUUUCUGGACCACCGACGCCACCAGCUGCAACGUCAGGCAUGUCGGAGCUGUCUGUGCCUAGCUCCGUGGAUCUGAUGCAUCCUAUGCCACUUUCGACACCCGCGGACACAAGCGGAGAUGAGACCAGUUCCAGAGGUACUCUUGAUUCUUUUAUUCCACCGCCGAAAGAUUUUGAAGGGAAGAACAAUCCGUUUAGCGAUUUGGUGGGUACGCCUUGCGGUCUUAAUCAAGCGAAUUCGAGCACGCCGUUACCUUACAAUCAGUGUCCUAUUACCUUGCCUCUGCCACUAACGCCUGUGAUUUCGCAACCGCCGGUGGUGCGUCCAGCCAAGAGGCAGCUAUCGGAGAAGGAUAUUAUCGUGGACAGAAACGGACAGGUAAAGCGCAGGAGGCAACAUCGCGGACGCGGACGUCCACCGCAACAGCAGAUACAGCAACAAUUUCAGCAUACCGCCAGCAAGACGGCGGCCAUUCUACCGGCACGCAAUAACGAAGUUAAAAGUGAAUUCGUCAGGAAUUUAAGAAGUUCGUUUAAUGGUGCCUCGAGCAGUGCAAGUAGUCAAAUUGGAAAUUGUGUGGAUUAUGCCUUAAAUGGUAGGAGGUUGAGACAGCGGCAGAAUAAUGAUAAAGUAUCUCCUCCCGAUCCGCAAUCGCAAAGAAAGAGCAGCAUGCCUUCAUCUCCAAAGUGUUCGCCUGUGAAGCAAAGUGCGCCCGACAUAUCCCUGGAUGAUCUGAAGUCAUCAGUGAAUAUUUACUUCGGCGCAGCUAAUAGAAUAGCUGCCGGUGAAAAGUUUGUCAUCAAAGCGAAGAGGAUAGGGCCGAACGGUCAGACACAAUACCUCAUCGAAUGGGAGGGACUCAAUACUUAACGGUAAAUAAUCAGCUUACGAUGAAUAUAUCGCAGUCGUAUACAAAUUUUAAGUUGACAGUAGGUGUAAGGUGGCGCGAUCAGCCGCCGACACCUUGUAAUCGAUUCUCGGUGUUUUAUAGCAAAAUGAUUGUGAUCGAUUGUUUUGCGUUACAUGCACUGCCACUUGUUACGUACAUUUCAUAAAAAUGUAUGUAUUUAUCGGCGUAGAAUAUGUGAAUGUUCUUGUAAAUGUACAUUAAGUUUCAUUGAAUCUGAAUCACGCGAAUACUUUCGUUAUGAUCAAUAGAUCAAUAGACUUUGUUAUUAAAUCAAUGAUUUUACAUUGCCGUUUAUUUUAGAUCAAAUUAGAUAAUAACUUACAUGGA
This is a messenger RNA of Linepithema humile (Argentine ant), 3902 nucleotides long. It is a transcript of the gene Pcl, whose product is annotated as polycomb protein Pcl. Lineage: Eukaryota; Metazoa; Arthropoda; Insecta; Hymenoptera; Formicidae. Gene Ontology annotation, biological process: chromatin organization; regulation of DNA-templated transcription. Gene Ontology annotation, molecular function: chromatin binding; DNA binding. The record is from RefSeq and is a predicted model, not a curated record. Gene Ontology annotation, cellular component: nucleus.